Molecule: messenger RNA, 1920 nt
Organism: Stylophora pistillata
Lineage: Eukaryota; Metazoa; Cnidaria; Anthozoa; Scleractinia; Pocilloporidae
Product: crt homolog 3
Source: RefSeq, a predicted model, not a curated record
AAUCAUGAUGCAACUUACUUAACAUAUUGCGAAAUAAUUGGAAUAUAUCAACAAAGUUGAAAUGCCACCGUUACGAUUAACAUAUUGCGACUUUGCAACCUUAGACUUUCAUAUCGAAACAUUUUCCCAGAGCCGAGCAAACGGAGGUUUAUCCGGCGGGGAAUAGAAAGCUUUCCAAGCGAACACUGCUCCUUGCACCCUGAAUCACUAUUCGGUUUAAAAAUGGGUUCUACUAAUAACUCUCAUCGGAGUUACGACGAUGGUGAUGUAUCAAGCAUUUCCAAAGAUUUCGAGCCAUCUCGCCAGGCGUCACUUUAUGGAAAACGGAAACUGGUUAAGAUUGGAUUCUGCGAAAUCUCACUAUUUUGGGCAAACUUGUUAUUUGCAUUUGUGGCUGUAGCCGGGCAAGUCGGUCAAAACGUGUCUCUUCCGCUAUGGAUCGAUUCUGUCAUGAACGGAAAUCAUUCGGGAAAAUCAGUGGACAGUUACUUUGUGCUAUCUUUUGCAAGUUUGUCUUUUGUCAUAGUAUUUGGACUGGGAACGUUGUUCACUAAAAUCUUUUCACCGCAAGAUCUCGGCGAAACAGAAAAGCGUUUUCCUCACCUUCUGCUCUUCUUGGUUGGCCUCUGUGACGCCUUGAACGGAGCUUUGGUAGUAUUCGCGAGUAAAGGAUCACGAACACCGCCAUACCUUCAAGCGAUUCUUGGAAACUUCAUGAUUCCUUUGACGAUUUUAUUCCGGGUACUGAUUGUGCGUAAGAAGCCCACCUUGCUGAAGUUGUCCUGUGGUAUCAUCGUGGUUGUUGGUCUUUUUAUUUGCCUCAUCCCAACAAUUUUUCCCGAGGUUGAUCCUAAAGCCGAGAAAAAAAAAAACGAAGCCGAAGGUGUUUCGAGAGUGAUGUGGCCCAUAAUUUUCAUGCUUGGUUUCGUUCCGGCAGCCAUCAUGAACGUGCUCGAGGAGAGAGGUGUGAAGAUGGAAAAUAGAUCGUCAAAGAAAGGGAUCAACCUGUUGUAUUUUCUGUUCUGGACGUCUUCAUAUCAGCUGCUCUGUGUGGGAGUUUUGUUUUGGUUGGACAUUCUGCCGUGGUAUGGAUAUGUUAGCAAUAUCCAAGAGUUUGGGGAAAAUUGGUGGUUUGGCGUUCAAUGCUUCUUUGGCGCAGCAGGUUGUGACUACAGGUCAGGUACCAGAGGAACUAUAUUCAUUCUGAUGUACGUUCUAUCUUAUGUUGGUGGAGCCAAUCUACUGAGACACGCCGAGGGAGCCACUUGGCUGGCUAUUGUCACGUCACUCGUUACUCCACUGGGAUUCAUUUUCUGGACAUUGUUCGACGAAUCACCAUUCAAAUGGCACCCCGAAGGUCACGUGAGCACCUGGUUCAGUAUCGGCGCGUUAGCGAUCAUGGUCCCCGCCAUUUUUGUUUACAACAUGGGAGCACCAGAGAUUUCGAUGAACGCGAAUGAAAGUGAGGAGUUUUAUCACUCCGCUUCCGCUGACCGGUAUGACUCAACAUCAGGAUCAAGGAAAUAUCUUUUCCCAGAAGGCAGACAUACACUGAACAAUGCCCUUUUAAAAGACUAAAAAACCGAUCAAGUCAUUAUACCCGUGUUUUGUCAUUAUUCAUGUAGCGGAAGGGACAAAAACCGAGCGGGUUCCGGCAAGAAUGUUAGUAGACAGCAGUCAUUAGCGGCAAAUCUAGGCCACACUGCUUGUAAAGUGCUUGCAUUGGAUCCGAAAAAGGGGACACUAGCAUGUUCAGAAAGAAUUCCAAAAUAGAAUUUGCUAAUUAGAGAGAAGCUUUCUCUACAGAUCGUUUGUUCUGAAAUAUCGAAGCAGUGAGCUUAAUUUGACACACAGAGAUAAUAAAAUUGAAAAAAAAAAAUUAAAAAUAACGGUGAUUAUAAAGCGACUACUUUUGUACAA